Molecule: messenger RNA, 2281 nt
Organism: Oncorhynchus mykiss (rainbow trout)
Lineage: Eukaryota; Metazoa; Chordata; Actinopteri; Salmoniformes; Salmonidae
Source: RefSeq, a predicted model, not a curated record
GCGAAAAAAAACGUCACCACAGUCGUUCCAUACUACUGAAGUGGGUAACGCAGUUAGAGAGAAUCUGAAUAUAAUACCUAUUGGAGAUAACAUACUUCGUCAACAUGAAGGGUAUUAUCUUGCUGGUGCUGGGAAUAGGCCUUCUUCAUACAGCAUCUGCUGUGACUCACUCCCUGAAGUAUUUCUACACCGCAUCUUCUGAAGUUCCCAACUUCCCAGAGUUCGUGGUUGUGGGGAUGGUGGAUGGUGUUCAGAUGGUUCACUAUGACAGCAACAGCCAAAGAAUGGUGCCCAGACAGGACUGGAUGAACAAGGCAGCAGAAACACUGCCACAGUACUGGGAGAGUCAGACAGGGAUUCUCAAGGGUACCCAGCAGACUUACAAAGCCAGCAUCGAUAUUGUAAAGCAGCGUUUUAACCAAAGUGGAGGUGUGCACACUUUCCAGAACAUGUAUGGUUGUGAAUGGGAUGAUGACACUGGAGCCACAGAGGGUUUUUUUCAGUAUGGAUAUGAUGGAGAGGAUUUCCUGGCAUUGGACCUGAAGACAAAGAAAUGGAUCGCUCCAACACCACAGGCCGUCAUCACCAAACACAAGUGGGACAGUAACACAGCUAAUGAGGAGCGGAGAAAACAUUACCUCACCCAGGAGUGCAUUGAGUGGCUGAAGAAGUAUCUGGACUAUGGGAAGAGCACUCUAAUGAGGACAGUCCCUCCCUCUGUGUUUCUGCUCCAGAAGACCCCCACCUCUCCAGUGACCUGCCACGCGACAGGUUUCUACCCCAGUGAUGUCAUGGUGUCCUGGCAGAAAGACGGACAAGAUCACCAUGAAGAUGUGGAGUAUGGAGAGACUCUCCCCAACGAUGACGGAACCUUCCAGAAAAGCAUCCACCUGACAAUGACACCUGAGGACAGGAAGAACAACAAGUAUCAGUGUGUGGUUCAAGUCAAGGGUAUCAAGGAGGACUUCAUCGGGGUUCCGCCUGACCAGGAUGCCGCCAACGUUGUCCCCAUCAUUGGAGGGGUGGUAGCUCUCCUCCUGGUCGUCGUUGUUGUUGUUGUUGGGGUCGUCAUUUGGAAGAAGAGGAGCAAGAAAGGCUUUGUUCCGGCCAGCACUUCCGACACUGACUCUGACAACUCUGGAGGUGUCAAGAAGAUUUGAGAGACCUCUGCUCUUCAGGAACAUCAGAGAAGGCGCUGAAGAGGACCUUCUCAAGAACAUAACACACAUAUACAUAUACUUGCGCACACACACACACAACACAGGAGGUUGGUGCCACCUUAAUUGGGUAGAGCGGGCUUGUGGUAAUUGCUUGAGUGGAAUAGUACCAAAUACAUCAAACACAUGGUUUGAUCUACUCCGUUCCAGCCAUUAUUAUGAGCUGUCCUCCCCCUCAGAAGCCUCCUGUGACACACACACACUGUAAACACAGAUCCAUACAUUAACAAAAAAAUCUGUUGUCAAAAAUAUUAUUUGGUGAUUUUCAUUUGAACAGUUUUACUUUCAUUUAAUCUAUGGUUUGGCUUUUUAAAGUGUUGUAAUGUGUUUUUAAUUGUUAAAUGUUAUAUUGCCACUUUGUGAGGUAUAUCUCAUUCUUACAGCUAUAGUAGAAUCAACGGAACACCAUGAAAGUGUCUUUCUGGAAAGGAUUAGAUUGUUGUGAGAUGUUAAAUUAUGAUUUUAACUUAAGAUUAUUCUACAAAUAAAAAAUAAAUUAGCUUGAUUUUCUCUUAACUGAAGCCAUAAAAACAACCACAUUUAAAAGGUAUUGCUGUAAACCAGAAAAACUCUAUUAUUUUGUGUAGUGUAGCUGCACGUGUGUAGGUUUUAGUGGGAUAACAUACAGUAAUUGUGUGUGACAUGUUUGAACUUUGCUCACAAUGUAACAUUCUUAAUUAUGGCCAUAAACCAGACAAGGCCUUUCAUCCACAUGUUCCAUUUGUAAAUGUUUCUCUUUUAACGAAAGUGGCUUUAUUGCUGUAGUUUUUAUGAUACGUUUGAUUUCUGAUAUUUUUUGGGGUAGUUGGUUGUGUAAAAAUAAGUUGGUGAAGGGGCAAGUUGAACAAUUAUUUUAUUGCAACUGUUUGUGCUUUGUACAUUAUGGAUGCUCUACACUGCAAUGAUCGACCAAAUCUAAUACAAGUCCAGAAAACAGGAUUGUAAAUGUGAUCCAUCUAAGAGAUACAUAAUGAAGCAGCGAAACAACAAAUUAGAGACCAAAUUCAUGCGUUCUGUCAUAAUGUUCUUACACUUUCAAUAAAGUCUACAAAAUUUGAAUCAAA